Molecule: messenger RNA, 5623 nt
Organism: Cydia pomonella (codling moth)
Lineage: Eukaryota; Metazoa; Arthropoda; Insecta; Lepidoptera; Tortricidae
Gene: Top2
Product: DNA topoisomerase 2
Exons: 20
Coding region: 181-4866 (1561 amino acids)
Biological process (GO): sister chromatid segregation; DNA topological change; resolution of meiotic recombination intermediates
Cellular component (GO): nucleus
Molecular function (GO): DNA topoisomerase type II (double strand cut, ATP-hydrolyzing) activity; ATP binding; DNA binding
Source: RefSeq, a predicted model, not a curated record
UUCUUGUCUAUGGACAUUGUCAGCGCGUCGUCAUUUUGUGGUUGUCGUGCUAUUGCAUAUUAUUAGAAUUAAAAAUGUUAACUUUCAAAAGUAAUUACUAGUUACUCACGUUUUGUCUUAUUUUUAAGACAAGCAACAUAUCGCGUAGAUCGCACACGCUUUAUAAGCACCACGCACAAAAUGGCUGAUAUAAAGUCUAUGUUCAACAAGAUGUCGGCAGCCACAAAUGGCACCGGGGAUGCCCCAGUGGCAGCACCCGCAUCCAAAAACCAGAAGGGUUCAAUCGAGAAGAUUUACCAGAAGAAAUCUCAGCUGGAGCACAUCUUGCUCCGUCCGGAUACAUACAUCGGGUCUGUUGAACGGGCCCAUGAGACCAUGUGGGUCUUCGAUAAGGAGAAGGAGUGCAUGGUUCAGCGGGAGCUGAAUUUCGUGCCGGGUUUGUACAAGAUAUAUGAUGAAAUCCUCGUGAACGCGGCUGACAACAAGCAGAGAGAUCCCAAAAUGGAUGUAAUAAGAAUUGAGAUCAACCAAGAAACAAACACUAUCUCAGUGUACAACAAUGGUUGCGGUAUCCCUGUCGUCAUGCAUAAGGAAGAGAAGAUGUACGUGCCCACCAUGAUCUUCGGGCACCUCCUCACUUCAUCCAACUACAAUGACGAAGAGGAAAAGGUGACAGGAGGCAGAAACGGUUACGGUGCAAAACUCUGCAACAUCUUUUCCACAAAAUUCACAGUUGAAACUGCUUCUAAACAGUACAAAAAGCAUUUCAAGCAGACCUGGGGAUCAAACAUGACAAAGGCCUCUGAGCCUAAAAUUAAAGAGGCGGGACGAGAUGAUGAUUUUACUAAAGUGACUUUUAGCCCCGAUUUGGCUAAGUUUAAAAUGGAGAAGUUAGAAGAUGACAUAGUUGCGCUCAUGUCGCGCCGAGCCUACGACGUCGCCGCUUCAACCGCAGGUGUUAAGGUUUAUUUGAAUGGUGAAAGAUUGAAAAUCAAUAAAUUUAAGGAUUAUAUAGACUUAUAUAUCAAAGGUAAAGAAGAUGAGAACGGACAGCCGUUGAAGGUUGUUUACGAGAAAGUCAACGACCGCUGGGAGGUCGCUUUGACUCUAUCUGACAGAGGAUUCCAGCAAGUCUCCUUCGUAAACUCUAUCGCCACCACUAAAGGUGGAAAACAUGUUGACUCAGUAGCUGAUAAUAUAGUUAAGCAUGUAAUUGAAGUAUUAAAGAAGAAAAAUAAAGGUGGCGUUAAUAUUAAGCCUUUCCAGGUUAAGAAUCAUAUGUGGCUGUUCAUCAAUUGUUUAAUUGUGAACCCAACCUUUGACUCGCAGACGAAAGAAAACAUGACUCUUCAAGCUAAGAGCUUUGGGUCAAAAUGCACAUUUACAGACAAGUUUAUAACAGCGGUAAGCAAGAGCGGGCUCGUUGAGUCUGUCCUCACCUGGGCCAAAUUUAAGGCUCAAGCCGAGCUUGUCAAAACUUCCGGUAAAAAACAGAGUAAACUUAAAGGUAUACCGAAAUUAGAAGACGCAAACGACGCUGGCACGAAAAAUGCACAUCUCUGCACUUUGAUUCUCACCGAGGGAGACUCAGCCAAGACUUUAGCCGUCUCUGGGCUCAGCGUAGUGGGCAGGGACCAUUACGGAGUCUUUCCCUUGAAGGGUAAACCUUUAAACGUGAGAGACGCGUCUCACAAGCAGGUACUUGAGAAUGUUGAGAUUAAUAACUUAAUUAAGAUCCUCGGUCUCCAAUACAAGAAGAAAUAUAACACUAUGGACGACUUGAAAUCCUUGCGUUACGGUAAAUGCAUGAUUAUGGCCGAUCAGGAUCAAGACGGUUCUCACAUCAAAGGUCUCAUCAUUAACUUUAUACACCACAACUGGCCCGAAUUGCUCAAGCUGCCGUUCCUAGAAGAAUUCAUCACGCCUAUCGUGAAAGCAACAAAGAAAGAUAAAGAGAUAUCUUUUUACUCUCUCCCAGAAUUCGAGGAAUGGAAGAGAGAUACUGAAAAUCAUCACACUUACAAUAUAAAGUACUACAAAGGUUUGGGUACCUCCACAUCUAAGGAGGCUAAAGAAUAUUUCCAGAACAUGGAAAGGCAUAGGAUUAAGUUCAAGUAUGGUGGGCCUACGGAUGACCACCAUAUUGAGUUGGCGUUUUCGAAGAAGGGCGCUGACCAGAGGAAGGAGUGGUUGACAAAUCACAUGGAUGAAGUGAAACGUAGGAAAGAAAUUGGGCUGCCGGAGAGAUAUUUGUACACUAAGGAGACUAAAGCUGUCUCGUAUUCGGAUUUCGUUAAUUUGGAGCUGGUUCUCUUCUCUAAUGGUGACAAUGUUAGGUCUAUCCCAUCAAUGGUGGACGGGCUGAAGCCCGGCCAACGUAAGGUGAUCUUCACGUGCAUCAAGCGUAACGACAAGCGAGAGGUCAAGGUGGCGCAGCUGGCUGGUUCAGUAGCCGAACAUUCCGCUUACCAUCACGGGGAGCAGUCCCUGUCGAUGACGAUCGUGAACCUGGCGCAGAACUACGUGGGCUCCAACAACAUCAACCUGCUGGAGCCGCGCGGGCAGUUCGGCACGCGGCUCAGCGGCGGCAAGGACUCCGCCAGCCCCCGAUACAUCUUCACGCUCAUGUCGCCGCUGGCCAGGCUCGUGUUCCAUCCCCACGACGACCCGCUGCUAGUGCACGAAUUCGAAGACAACCAGAAGAUCGAGCCGAUGUACUACAUCCCCAUCCUGCCGAUGCUGCUGGUGAACGGCGCCGAGGGCAUCGGCACCGGCUGGUCCACCAAGAUCCCGCAGUACAACCCCCGGGACAUCGUCGAGAACAUACGCCUAUUGCUCGACGGGGACGAGCCAAAACCCAUGCAUCCGUGGUACAAGAACUUCAAGGGCCAUGUGGAGGGCUUCGGCGACAAAUACGUCAUUUCCGGCGAGGCGGCCAUCUUGCCCGGCGACAAGAUCGAGAUCACGGAACUUCCGGUCGGCGUGUGGACGCAGAAUUAUAAGGAGAAUGUUCUAGAACCCAUGUUGGGGACGGAUAAAGUGAAGCCACUCAUUUCUGAGUACAGGGAAUACAACACAGACACAACAGUCCGCUUCGUGGUGUCCCUCCUGCCAGGCAAGCUGCCCGAGGUGGAGGCGGAGGGCAUCCACAAGGUGUUCAAGCUGCAGACCACCAUCUCCAUGACCUGUAUGAACGCUUUCGACCACAAUAACUGCCUUAAGAAGUAUGACAAAGUGGAAGAAAUUCUCCGCGAGUUCUACUCGCUCCGCAUGAAGUAUUACGCGCGGCGCAAGGACUGGCUCGAGGGACAGCUGCAGGCCGAGGCCGACAAGCUCUCCAACCAGGCCCGCUUCAUCCUGGAGAAGUGCGACAAGGGGCUCGUGGUCGAGAACAAGAAGAGGAAGGCCAUGGUCGAGGAACUCAUCAAGCGAGGUUACGCGCCGGACCCGAUCGCGGACUGGAAGAAGCGCGCCUCCAAGAUGCAGGGGCUCGAAGUGGUCGAGGAGGAACCCGAGUCCGAGGAGGAGCCCGAACCCGAACCAGAGAAGGGCAAGCCCGUUGACCCAGAAAAGGCAUUCCAAGCGCUGAAAGACGUGAAGAAGUUCAACUACCUGCUGGGCAUGUCCAUGUGGAUGCUCACCAAGGAGAAGAAAGAUGAACUGCUCAAGCAGAGAGACCAGAAACUCAGCGAGCUCGAAGCUCUUAAGAAGAAAACUCCAGCGAUGCUCUGGCGCGAGGACCUGGACGCCUUCCUCAUCAAGCUCGAGGACGUGGAGGAGAAGGAGCGCCAGGAGGAGCUCACCACCAACAAGAAGACCGCCAAGGCACUGAUGGAUAGAAUGAAGGCAAACAAGAACAAGAGUCGCAAAUCUAUGUUGGACAUCGCUCCAUCAACGAACGGACGGCGUGUGGAGCCGAAGAUCUCCGAGGACCUUAUCAAGCGUAUUCAGGCCGCCGAGAAGGCCAAGACCAGGAAGGAGAUCAAAAAGGAGUACGACCCGGAUGACCCAGCCGGCAUCAGCCCGUCGAGCGGCGAGAAAAAGCCCAAAUCCAGAGUGAAGAAGGAGAAGGCAGAGAAGCCUGAGAAACCGGAGAAUAACGGCCUCAAGCAGAGCAAGCUCAAUUUCAAGAAGGAGAAGAAAGCUAGUCCCAAAAAGAAGAUGAACUUCUCGGGCAGCGACAGCGAGGAGCUGUCGGGCUCGGACGCCGACGUGGCCGCCGAGCCCGUGCUGCCGAGGGAGCGGACUAACGCCCGCAGAGCUGCCACCAAGGUUCAAAAGUACAAAGACUCGGAGCCCUCGUCGUCCGAGUCGGAGCCCGAGCUGCUGGAGCAGCGGCCGGACGCGGCGCCCGCGCGCGCGCUGUCGCUCAGCGACGACGACGACGACUUCACCGUCAGGAAGACCGCCAAGCCCAAGCCCAAGAAGCCCGUCGAGAUGGACUCAGACUGCCUGUUCGACUCGCUCAUCGAGGAAUCCAAGAAAGACGAAUCCUUCAAAACGUCGCUGAACCACAAGUCGCCGUCCCCGUCGCCGGCGGCGCUGUCCAGCGACGCCGAGCCCGCGUCGCCGCCCGCGAAGAAGAAGGCCGCGCCCAAGAAGAAGGAGAAGCCGGAGAAGGCGGAGAAACCGAAGAAGCGGCCCGCGAAGGCGAUCAGUCUCGAUAGCGAUGAGGAUGAUAGCAUAUUUGAUAGUAAAAAGGACAAGAAGAAGACGAAUCCUAAGAAGAAGGCAAAGAAGUCGAGCAGCGGCUCCGAGUCCGAGGGCCUCCGCGCCUCCCCGCCCGCCCGCCCCGCCGGCCGGGCGCGCGCCCCCGCCAAGUCCAAGUACACCUUCAGCGAUGAUGAUGAUGAGGACAGUGAUUAACGAACCGCUCACAGAUAACACGGAUCCAGUAUUUUGUACAUAAAGCGAGCAGCAGCCCAGUGUCCGUAUCCUCGUCUCGAAGAAAUAUCUCUCAUAUUUACCUAAUCUUAUUAGAUUUAUUUUUUUACCCCCGACCUAUUAGGUUAGCUCGUGGACGCACGAUUUUAUUGACGGACGGAGUGACGAACUCUAAACUAAAACAAUUUUUUAGUUAAAUAAACAUUAAGCUCCAAGAAUAAGGAGGCUAAAAGUAAUUUUUACAUAAGUAGACAUUUAAAUUGGCAAUGUUUGCCUAAAUGAAAUGGACAUUGUAUAUAUUUCUUUGGAAAUUAGCCUUAUUUUCCUUCUUAAUUUUGUUUAAUCUACUUUUUCAAGCUUAUACAUAUGGUGUAAGUCUUUCUUAUUAAUUUAUUGUGUCGAUUAAUCUCAAAUUAAGUGCUCUUUGCUUACUUAUUAAGUUUUGAUAUGAGGAUUUUACUUUUAGUUGAAUCUGUGUCUUGAAUGCUCUCAUUCCAAUUAUUACCUUAAUUUUUGAAUGAAAUAUUUUCAUUGUCAAUUAAUAUUAUAAUUAAUGCAACAUAUGCUAUUUCUAUAAGGAUGAGGUUUACUUCAUAUUUAUUUAUGAUUCUGUCAUUGAGUGGCCUCUGUUUAAUGUUCAUUAUCUUAGAUGCAAUUUGAUUAUUUCCUGUUUCGACAUUAAUUUCAUUGUUUGUUAAUUUCCAUUGACAUGUAAAUAAAAGAACAAUUUUAAGGUUUA